CACAAACAUACACAAACAUGUCUUGGCAAGCUUACACUGACAACUUGGUCGCUACCGGCAAGCUCGAUAAGGCUGCCAUCUAUUCCAGAGCUGGUGAUUCUGUCUGGGCCCAGUCUCAGGACUUGACCUUGUACGCGCCAGAAAUUGCGGCGUUGGCUCUGGCCUUUGAUGAUCCAUCUGGGAUCCAGGCCCAGGGCUUGCACAUUCAGCAGCAAAAGUUCUUUUUGUUGAGAGCUGAUGAUAGAUCUAUCUAUGGGAAGCACCAGGAAGAGGGUAUCAUUGCCGUCAGAACCAAGCAGGCCAUCUUGGUUGCCCACUACCCAGCCGGUAUCCAGGCCGGUGAAGCGACCAAGAUUGUCGAACAAUUGGCUGAUUAUCUCAUCUCUGUUGGCUACUAA
Messenger RNA from Babjeviella inositovora NRRL Y-12698, 398 nucleotides. RefSeq names its product profilin (gene PFY1). Bases 18 to 398 code for a protein of 126 amino acids. NCBI's taxonomy places the organism in Eukaryota, Fungi, Ascomycota, Pichiomycetes, Serinales. The transcript has 2 exons. Gene Ontology annotation, molecular function: actin monomer binding. Gene Ontology annotation, cellular component: cell cortex. The record is from RefSeq and is a predicted model, not a curated record.